Molecule: messenger RNA, 318 nt
Organism: Echinococcus granulosus
Lineage: Eukaryota; Metazoa; Platyhelminthes; Cestoda; Cyclophyllidea; Taeniidae
Exons: 4
Coding region: 1-318 (105 amino acids)
Source: RefSeq, a predicted model, not a curated record
AUGGCAGGGUACAGUCUCUAUCUUCGCUUCAUGUCCAGAAACUCCAGCUGCAGUAACAGCAACAACAGCCUGGUCCACACUGCCGACGAUAUUAGCACACUGAAGAUUUUAUGCCAUAUGGCUCCUGAACAAGUCCUAGAUUUCCGUGGAAGAAUGCCCGAUCCAGAUGCCAACUGGCAGACCAAGCUUAGUAUCCUAAUUGGGUUUGGUGCAACUGACAAAAAGGGCUCCUCCUACUUUCUCCUCUUUAACGACGAGGUCUGGAUGUCAAAGCGUUCCUCUUUUCUUCCCUUUAUGUCCCAGACAGGAAAAAAAUAG